AUGUUAAGCAAUCAAACCAAUUAAGAAUUAAUCAUUGCCAUCAACAAUCAAUUAGAAAAUAGUUGUCCAUAAACUAAUUUAUGUAGAUAGUCAGAUCCAAUUGCUGAAUGGGAAGAUCAAAAGACAGAAUCGAUUCUUAAGAUCAAUCAUCUUUCAAUCACUACAGAUGAUCAAACUCAGGACAGAAAAAGAUUUUAUUCUAACAAUGAAUUUAGAAAAGUGUCCUUUGAUGAAAGUCUCAACACAGUGCAUACUUAUUCUAAAGAUAAUAAAAAGGAGAUCAAGAAUUUCGAGACUAGUUUUAAACAUAAGAAAAAAGCCGACAAAUCUGAUCUUCCAAAAUCUAAGAGAAUUGGAAAUCACAAGCAGAGAAAAAACUCUUUUUGA
Paramecium tetraurelia is the source of this 387-nucleotide messenger RNA. RefSeq lists its product as uncharacterized. Lineage: Eukaryota; Ciliophora; Oligohymenophorea; Peniculida; Parameciidae. The record is from RefSeq and is a predicted model, not a curated record. The transcript has a single exon.